CAAACCCCUGUACUGUUCUGUACUUUGCCAGGUUUACUGAAAGCAGAAUGUCACUGCUCUGUGCAAAAGUUAAAAGAGGAAAGCUGAACGGUCCAUUGGACAAGUUUAACACGUACGUAACUCUGAAGGUUCAAAAUCUGAAGAGUACCACAGUGACAAGGCGAGGAAAUGAACCACAAUGGGAACAAGAUUACAUGUUUGAGAUAAGUGACUUAGACAAGGGUCUUGUGGUCGAAGUCUGGGACAAAGGCUUAAUAUGGGACUCACUACUAGGAACUGCAUGGAUUCCCCUUAGGACAAUCACAUACGCAACUGAGGAAGGACCUGGGGAUUGGUGGAUUUUGAAUUCUGAAGUUCUUGUGAAAAACGAUGAGAUUUGUGGCGCAGAAAAUCCAACACUUCACGAAAUCUUAUUGGAUAUAUACUUUGAAUUACCUGCCGAAAUCCCAGAGGAUGAAGCUCGAUACUUAAUAGAACGCCUUAAGAAUAUAAACAUUCAAAUUGAGCAGGAAAAAAAUGUCAAGGAUAUCUGUUCUAAACAUGAUCCUGUCCAGAACCAGAACUUGUCUUUAGUGGUCUCUCAGAAUUCUCCUACAGAUAGUGCCAGCGAGGAGAUAGACAGUGAUUACCGAAGCGAUCCGAAUAAUGCAUCAAUAAAAAGAGGAAAUGGGCAUUUGAAGUCUGGUUCCGGAGCAGCUGGCCUGAGCCCCCAAAUCAAAUGCAAACUGUCACCACAGAAAGCAUUAAGGGAUGAAGAUAUAAUAUGCACCAGCACCAUAGAAAGAUCAAGAUGGAGGAGAGCAAUUAAAAAAAUAAAACGCCUGAUCUCAUAA
Messenger RNA from Callorhinchus milii (elephant shark), 833 nucleotides. Its product is annotated as protein unc-13 homolog A-like. Gene Ontology annotation, biological process: presynaptic dense core vesicle exocytosis; synaptic transmission, glutamatergic; neuromuscular junction development. Gene Ontology annotation, molecular function: calmodulin binding; syntaxin-1 binding; diacylglycerol binding. Gene Ontology annotation, cellular component: synaptic vesicle membrane; presynaptic active zone cytoplasmic component; terminal bouton. Lineage: Eukaryota; Metazoa; Chordata; Chondrichthyes; Chimaeriformes; Callorhinchidae. The transcript has 10 exons. The record is from RefSeq and is a predicted model, not a curated record. Bases 48 to 833 code for a protein of 261 amino acids.